CUCCGUAAACGCCGCCCCACCGCCACCGCCGCCGCCUCUCUCCCUUUGCCUUCCCUUGCAGCUACAAAACCCUAACAAAAUUCUCCACCACUUCCUCCAAGCCCUCACCACCGGUAGGGUAGCGAUUGCCUGUUGCUUCGAUCCGAUUCAAUCCAGUCCAUCCUUGCGAGCGAGCGGCGGCGGUAGUCGCAACCAGGAUGCUGCCCGGAUCGGCGGCUCCGGCGGGAGGCUCCGGGAUGUUCGUCCCGGCGGCGACGGCGGGCACGGUGCUGUGCUGCAUGUGCGGCGUGUCCAUGCAGCCCAACCCGGCCAACAUGUGCGCGCGCUGCCUCCGCGCGCGCGUCGACAUCACCGAGGGUGUCCCGCGCCACGCCGCCGUGGUCUACUGCCCGGACUGCUCCACCUACCUCCAGCCGCCGCGCUCCUGGCUGCGCGCGACCCCCGAGUCCCCCGAGCUCAUGCAGAUCCUGCUCCGCCGCAUCAAACGCCCGCUCGCGCGCCUCCGCGUCUCCCUCUCCGGCGCCGAGUUCGUCUUCUCCGAGCCCCACUCCAAGCGCCUCCGCCUCAAGCUCAGCCUCCGCCGCGAGGUGCUCCACGGCGUCGUCCUCGAGCAGACGCACCCCGUCGAGUUCGUCGUCCACGACCGACUCUGCGACUCCUGCGCCCGCUUGCAAUCCAACCCCGACCAGUGGGUCGCCGUCGUCCAGCUCCGCCAGCACGUCCCGCACCGCCGCACCUUCCUCUACCUCGAGCAGCUCCUCAUCAAGCACGGGCAGGCUGCCCUCGCGAUCCGAGUCGCCGCGGCCCCCGGCGGCCUCGACUUCUUCUUCGGCUCGCGCUCCCACGCCACCCGCCUUGUCGACUUCCUCACCACCGUCGCGCCCGUCCAAACUCAGACAGCCAAACAGCUCGUCUCGCACGACACCAAGAGCAGCGUGUACAACUACAAGUACACCUUUUCGGUUGAUAUCUGCCCGAUCUGCCGUGAGGACCUCAUCGCGCUCAGCCCCCAGGCGUCCCGCGACCUUGGUGGCCUUGGCCCUCUUGUCCUCUGCGUCAAGGUUACCAAUGCCAUUGCGCUGCUUGACCCUCUCACACUGCGUGUGCACCACCUCGAGGAGAAGAAGUACAGGGUCUAUAACUUCAAAGCGGCUCUGACUAGCAAGCAACUUGUGGAGUACAUCGUGCUAGACAUUGAACAAGAGUCACCUGAGAUCUCCAUCGAUGGAUCUCGCUACCAGUUGGCAUUUGCGCAGGUUGCCCGGGUGUCGGAUUUCGGGAAGAAUGAUACCAUAUUUAUGGUGCGGACGCAUCUUGGGCACCUGCUGAACCCUGGUGACCUUGCCCUUGGGUACGAUCUCUAUGGCGCGAACAUGAAUGAUGAUGACAUGGACACGGCUAUGAUGCGGCACAGCUUACCUGAAGUGAUUCUUGUCAAGAAGAGCUAUGAGAAGAAGCCACGCACACGGCGAUGGAAGCUGAAGAGGCUGCCAGUGGAGGAAGAUGCUGCAAACAAGGCCAAAGGUGAGGAAGAGAAGAGGCUAGAUGAGUAUGAAGCUUUCCUCAAGGACUUGGAGCAGAACCCAGAGUUGAGGUUUAAGAUAAAUCUGUACAAGAACGAGGAUUAUAGGUCAGAGAUGGCAUCGACGAUUGGUGAUGAUGUCCCUACUGUGCCAAUUGAGGAGCUGAUUGAGGACAUGACCCUUGGUGACGACGAGGAGGAUGAAGGGGACGAAGUUGUGGAACGCAACACACGUGCUGGAAUGGUGGAAUGAGCAAAAUACCAACUGUUGCUGCAUUGCUUAGAAGAGUUGGCGCUUCCAGAUCAUAGAUCUGAACUGGUUCUGUUAAAUUAUCUUAUAUGCCCCCCCCCCCCUACUGCUAUAAGUUUAAAUUUUGGUGGUGUUGCUUAAAAAUUAAGUUUCAACUUUUUCUGUUUGUUGGAAUCGACAUUGUUUCAAACCUUAUCUUGUAUUGGGGUGUAAGAAUCAUGUUAAGUUAAAUGUUUUUAUGACAUUCUAUGUAUUUUGUGAUAUGUUGUUUGCUUUUCA
Phragmites australis (common reed) is the source of this 2051-nucleotide messenger RNA. RefSeq lists its product as uncharacterized. The transcript has a single exon. The record is from RefSeq and is a predicted model, not a curated record. Gene Ontology annotation, biological process: ribosomal large subunit export from nucleus. Gene Ontology annotation, cellular component: nucleus; cytoplasm. Gene Ontology annotation, molecular function: ribosomal large subunit binding. Lineage: Eukaryota; Viridiplantae; Streptophyta; Magnoliopsida; Poales; Poaceae. Bases 198 to 1775 code for a protein of 525 amino acids.